AUGUCGAACCUCACAGUGAUUGUCAGCAACGUCAAUAAGACUCCUCUCCACCCCGGUGGUGUUGCUCCCCACCACGAGCACACUGAGCUCGAGGAGGAGCUCCACGAGACUGCCCACAUCGACUACGACCGCGUCGCUAUUAUUCCCAACCCCUCCGUUCCCGCUCUGUACGAAGAUGCGCUGGUGUACGAGACUGGUUCCGCCAUCACCUCAAGUGGAGCUCUCACUGCCUAUUCCGGAAAGAAGACUGGCCGCUCCCCUCUGGACAAGCGCAUUGUCGAGGAGGACAGCUCCAAGAACGACAUUUGGUGGGGUCCUGUGAACAAGCCCAUGUCACCCGAGGUCUGGAAGAUCAACCGUGAGCGUGCCAUCGACUACCUCAACACGAGGAAUCGCAUCUACGUCGUCGACGGUUACGCCGGUUGGGACGAGAAGUACCGCAUUCGUGUCCGCGUUAUCUGCGCCCGCGCCUACCAUGCUUUGUUCAUGAGGAACAUGCUCAUUCGCCCUCCUCGCGAGGAGCUGGAGCACUUCCACCCCGACUACACCAUCUACAAUGCCGGCUCUUUCCCCGCCAACCGAUACACCGAGGGUAUGACCUCCGGCACCUCGGUUGCCAUCAACUUCGCCGAGAAGGAGAUGGUCAUUCUCGGCACCGAAUACGCCGGUGAGAUGAAGAAGGGUGUCUUCACCGUCCUCUUCUACGAGAUGCCUAUCAAGCACAACGUCCUCACCCUUCACUCUUCUGCCAACGAGGGCAAGAACGGCGAUGUUACCCUCUUCUUCGGUCUUUCGGGUACCGGCAAGACUACCCUGUCCGCGGACCCCCAGCGUGCCCUCAUCGGUGACGACGAGCACUGCUGGUCCGACCGCGGUGUCUUCAACAUUGAGGGCGGAUGCUACGCCAAGACCAUCGGCCUGUCUGCCGAGAAGGAGCCUGAUAUCUUUGGCGCUAUCCGCUUCGGCUCCGUCCUCGAGAACGUCGUUUUCGACCCCGAGACUCGUGUCGUCGACUAUGAUGAUUGCACCCUCACCGAGAACACUCGAUGCGCCUACCCCAUUGAGUACAUCAACAACGCCAAGAUUCCCUGCAAGUCAGACUCACACCCCUCCAACAUCGUCCUCCUCACUUGCGACGCCCGUGGUGUCUUGCCCCCCAUCUCCAAGCUGGACAGUGCCCAGACCAUGUUCCACUUCAUCUCUGGCUACACUUCCAAGAUGGCUGGCACCGAGGACGGUGUGACCGAGCCCCAGGCCACCUUCUCCUCCUGCUUUGCCCAGCCCUUCUUGGCCCUGCACCCCAUGCGCUACGCCAAGAUGCUUGCGGACAAGAUCGAGCAUCACAACGCGAAUGCUUGGCUCCUCAACACCGGUUGGGUUGGUGCUGGUGCUGCCCAGGGCGGCAAGCGCUGCCCUCUCAAGUACACUCGCGCCAUUCUCGACGCCAUCCACUCUGGCGAGCUUGCCAAGGUCGAGUACGAGACCUACGACACCUUCAACCUGCAAGUCCCAAAGACUUGCCCUGGUGUUCCUUCAGAACUGCUCAACCCCAAGGCUGCCUGGACCGCGGGUGGUGAUAGCUUCAACACGGAGGUCAAGAAGCUUGGUGUCCUCUUCAACGAGAACUUCAAGAAGUACGCGAGCGAGGCGACAGAAGAUGUCGUCAAGGCUGGCCCCGUUGUUUAA
Messenger RNA from Colletotrichum aenigma, 1686 nucleotides. RefSeq names its product Phosphoenolpyruvate carboxykinase. The transcript is spliced from 7 exons. Gene Ontology annotation, cellular component: cytosol. Lineage: Eukaryota; Fungi; Ascomycota; Sordariomycetes; Glomerellales; Glomerellaceae. Gene Ontology annotation, molecular function: ATP binding; phosphoenolpyruvate carboxykinase (ATP) activity. The record is from RefSeq and is a predicted model, not a curated record. Bases 1 to 1686 code for a protein of 561 amino acids. Gene Ontology annotation, biological process: gluconeogenesis.